Messenger RNA from Capronia epimyces CBS 606.96, 756 nucleotides. RefSeq lists its product as uncharacterized. The transcript is spliced from 5 exons. Gene Ontology annotation, molecular function: monoatomic ion channel activity. The coding region runs from base 1 to 756 and encodes 251 amino acids. NCBI's taxonomy places the organism in Eukaryota, Fungi, Ascomycota, Eurotiomycetes, Chaetothyriales, Herpotrichiellaceae. The record is from RefSeq and is a predicted model, not a curated record. Gene Ontology annotation, biological process: monoatomic ion transport. Gene Ontology annotation, cellular component: endoplasmic reticulum; plasma membrane.
AUGGCUAUUUCCUCGCUGGUCAUCUAUGGCCUUGCGUUCCGGGUGCCUGUGCAAAAACGUCUCUUCCAUGUCCUGACUGCCUUCAUCACCACCUUUGCCUUCUUGUCCUACUUCGCUCUGGCUACGGGGGACGGGAUCUCGUUCAACACAUAUACAGUGACUGAGUCACACAAGAGGGUCCCGGAUACACAUCAAACAUACAAGCGGGAGGUCUACUGGGCAAGAUAUGUCGACUGGAGCAUCACAACCCCACUCCUUCUCUUGGAUCUGGCCCUACUUGCUGGCCUCAGCGGUGCCAACAUCUUGGUUGCCGUCGUUGCUGAUAUCAUCAUGAUUUUGACGGGUCUGUUUGCUGCUUUUGGUACCAAAGGUAGUCAGACCUGGGGCUGGUAUGCAAUUGCCUGCAUUGCGUAUUUGGUCGUCGUCUAUCAGCUUGCUUUCAAUGGCCGACAGGCUGUCGCCGCGAAAGACAGUAAGACGAAGGCUUUCUAUGCUUCCAUUGCCGGCUUUACCCUGGUCGUCUGGACCCUCUAUCCUAUCAUUUGGGGACUCUCUGAGGGUGGUCAUGUCAUCAACGUCGAUUCGGAGAUUGUGGCAUAUGCUGUGCUGGACAUCCUUGCCAAACCAGUCUUCGGCUUCUGGCUUCUGUUCACUCAUGAUAGCAUGUCUAGCACUACUCCGUCGCUUGAGGGAUUCUGGUCGCAAGGCUUUGGCAGCCAAGGCACCCUCCGAGUGGGCGAUGAUGACGAUGCAUGA